Messenger RNA from Aspergillus puulaauensis, 483 nucleotides. RefSeq lists its product as uncharacterized. Lineage: Eukaryota; Fungi; Ascomycota; Eurotiomycetes; Eurotiales; Aspergillaceae. The coding region runs from base 1 to 483 and encodes 160 amino acids. The transcript has a single exon. The record is from RefSeq and is a predicted model, not a curated record.
AUGCCCGCCCGCGCCGACUUGAUAACCGGCACAAGCGCCCUCUGCGCGGCUUUCUCAACCGGCGCCGACAUCCCCACCCUCCUCUCAACAUUCACCACCUCCCCGACGCCAUAUAUCUACGAGCACGGUCUCUCUUCGCUCGCGCCAUUCCUGGGCCGCACAUUCCGUGGACAGGAUGGUUUAACGAAGUACUUUGACCUGCUGAGCGAGAACCUUGGGGUUGAGAGUAUGGACCUUGAUGGGGAGAAGAACUGGAUUGUUGAUACGGAGAACGCGGUUGUUUGCUUAAAGGGGAGAGCAAGAUUUGUGAGUAAGGCGACGGGGCAGGGAUGGGACGAGGUGUUUAUUUAUAAGAUUUCUUUGGCGAAGGAAGGGGGGGAUGGGAACGGAAAAGGAGGGUGGAAGGUAAGGGCUUAUGAGGUUUGGGCGGAUACAGGGGCGGCGUAUUUGGCUGCACGGGGAGAGUUGAACGGUUUAUCUUGA